ACUAUUCAUCUAAAACUUAAUACUCCCCUCAUGACUUUGAUGAGCCGUGUAGGAAGAAGAAGAAAAACAAGAGAAGACCACCAUGUCUACGUUGUUCCGCAAAGUAUGGGAAUCAGUUUCUUCUACUCGUACAUCAACUUCACGCUCGAGUGCAAACUCCAACAACAAUCAAUACGAGCAGAUGAUGAUGAUGUUGUAUAUACAGACAGCAUCAACUGGCGAAUUUGAUCGGAUACCGUUUGACAUCAUCAUUCAAAUCCUGAAGAUUCUUGGCCCGAAAGAGUCUGCUAAGAUGACCGCUGUCUGUAAAUCCUGGAAAUUCAUUGUGUCCGAUAAUCGGCUUUGGAUUUAUUUUCUUCAGAAUCAACAUGAGCCUUGGGAUUCUACUUUUUUCGCUGAAACUCACUUGCGAUCUGGUCCUCUUCGGACGUUUCCAAAUUCAGUACCGGACUUGUCGUUCAUGAGUAUUUAUGGUCAACGUGCUCAAGUACCUGGUGCUAUUAUUAUUGAUGGUGGGUCAGGCUAUUGCAAAUUUGGUUGGAGCAAGUAUAGUGCUCCAUCAGGGAGAUCAGCGACAUUCUUGGAGUUCGGUAACAUUGAAUCUCCAAUGUAUUCUAGAUUGAGGCACUUCUUUUCAACAAUAUACACCAGGAUGCAGGUGAAAACUUCAACACAACCAAUCAUAGUGUCCAUUCCAAUUUGCCAUUAUGAUGAUACUGAAUCUGAUAAAGCAGCUAGAGAGCAGUUAAAAGACUCCAUCCAUUCUGCAUUAUUUGACAUGAAUGUUCCUGCCGUUUGUGCUGUCAACCAGGCCGUUUUAGCUUUAUUUUCUGCAAGGAAGGUUUCAGGAAUAGUAGUCAACAUUGGAUUUCACCAAACAUCUAUUGUUCCAAUUCUUCACGGUAAAGUCAUGCACCAGGUGGGUGUGGAAGUUGUGGGAAUUGGAGCAUUAAAGCUUACAGGAUUCCUUAAGGAGCAGAUGCAACAAAAGAAUAUUUUUUUUGGGUCACUUUACACUGUGCGGGCACUGAAAGAGAACCUUUGUUAUGUCGCACUCGAUUAUGAAGCUGAGUUAUCCAAAGAUACCAAUGCAUCUUUUCAGAUUGCGUCUGAAGGUUCGUUUACACUUUCAGAAGAGCGCUUUAAAACUGGAGAGAUUCUGUUCCAGCCUCGAAUUGCAGGAAUGUACGUCCAUGUUGCCUUAUUCUGGGAACUUUAGUAAGAAUUAAUGAACAACUCCCAUUUUCAAUUAUUUCCCCUAGGGUAUAAAGGCCUUUAAAAGAUUGGAGUUCAUCCUGCAUAUGACAAUGUGGAUUUGGACUAUGCAGUCAAGUGAACCCUGUUGCAUCAGGUCUUUCUUUAAACUUAUUUUCUUAAAUGGGAAUGGAGAGAGAUUUUUACUCGAGGCGGGUGAGGGCAUUGCGUUGAAUCGGGAAGAGUACUUAUACUAAAUAAUUCUAGACAUCGUAUUAUCAUUUUGAGGCUACACUCUACUGAGGUUAACCAAUGACUCCAAUUUCUUGGCUCAUAUUGUUUAGACAAAGGGGUGCUUUUAUGGAUGUAAAUGGUG
Lycium ferocissimum is the source of this 1570-nucleotide messenger RNA. Its product is annotated as actin-related protein 8. Bases 83 to 1219 code for a protein of 378 amino acids. The transcript is spliced from 9 exons. The record is from RefSeq and is a predicted model, not a curated record. NCBI's taxonomy places the organism in Eukaryota, Viridiplantae, Streptophyta, Magnoliopsida, Solanales, Solanaceae. Gene Ontology annotation, molecular function: protein binding.